Nerophis ophidion (straightnose pipefish) is the source of this 5973-nucleotide messenger RNA. RefSeq names its product N-acetyllactosaminide beta-1,3-N-acetylglucosaminyltransferase 2-like. The record is from RefSeq and is a predicted model, not a curated record. NCBI's taxonomy places the organism in Eukaryota, Metazoa, Chordata, Actinopteri, Syngnathiformes, Syngnathidae. Gene Ontology annotation, cellular component: membrane. The transcript has 2 exons. Bases 167 to 1576 code for a protein of 469 amino acids. Gene Ontology annotation, molecular function: hexosyltransferase activity.
UUUACUUCCCUGAAGUAACAUUGUUGGCAGUUUGUCUCUCACAUGCAGGGAGCCGUAUUGACUUAUUGGACUACUAUUCGAAUCAUCGCUUCAGAAUGGGAUGGUAAAUGCCUACGCAUAUUUGAAGUCAUUCAAAGAGGAGAAAUUUGUCAACCCAAAAAGUUGAAUGGCACGCUGCUACUGUCGCUGGUGUCGAGUGUUAUUCUGUGUGUGCAGUCCAUGUAUCUGCCUUAUCCUGCUGUUCCUUUAUGCGAGCAUCAUGGUGUGUAUCGACAUGAAAAAGAUGACCUUACAUUCUAUACAAUCUGACCAUUAUGUGACCAGUGGGAGUUUUAAAAAUAAAAACUACAUCUCUCUGCCUAAAACUUUCUGGAAGCUCCACGAAGAUGCUUUUUGGAACCAACUGCAGGUGGCCAUUGACCGCCAUUUCAACCCCAUCCUGAAUCCUCAAAACACAAAGACAAGAUUGGAGAACACUGACUUCUACGAUUACCUUUUGAGACUGAGCUUCUCUGAGGUGACUGACUUGGAGAGCAUGAGGAAGAAAUUGGACCAAUUACCACGGCAGUUGCAAGACUUUGUAAGCAACAUGAAACGGAGAAACUACCCCCUCAUCAUCCAGCCUGCAAAUUCCACCUGCGGAGCUGGGGCGGCAGAUGAGCAGGAACCUCCGUUGCUUCUCCUUGCUAUUAAGACGACUGAGCUGAACUUCAAAAAGCGUCACGCCAUCCGACAAACCUGGGGCCAAGCUGGCUGGGUGUCCAAAAAGAAGAAGAACGGGAAUGUAAGACAGGAAGUGGGAGGGUACGUUCGUCGGGUGUUCUUGAUGGGCAAAGAGAAUCCAGAAGACUUGGGAGUGGAUGUAUCCAAGUUGUUGGAGAUAGAAGGUCAACAUUAUGGAGACAUUGUGCAGUGGGACUUUAGCGACACCUUUUUUAACCUCACCCUGAAGGACGUUCUCUUCUGGAGCUGGUACUUACGCAGCUGCAGCCAGAUUCGCUUUGUAUUUAAGGGGGAUGACGACGUCUUUGUCAACACACCAAACUUGAUCACCUAUCUCCACGAGCAGUUAGGGAUGCCCCAUGCAGAACAGACAAUGAAUGAGUUCAUGGUGGGAAAUGUCAUCGGUGCAGCUUCCCCCAUUCGACUUUACCAUUCCAAGUACUUUGUCCCAGACAGUCUAUUUAAGGGCCUUUACCCCAUGUACGCAGGCGGCGGAGGAGUGGUUUACUCAGGCCGGCUGGUCAAACGUCUGCAUGACAUCUCCAGAAGGGUUCACCUCUUCCCAAUUGAUGAUGUUUUCGUUGGGAUGUGUAUGUCUCGGCUCAACGCAGCCCCCAUCCACCACCCUGCCUUCCUCACCUUUGAUUUUACUCAAAAGGAAGCGAUGGACCCAUGUGCAUACCACAAGAUCUUACUUGUCCACAAACGAAGCCCAACGCAGUUGAUCGCACUGUGGGACAACAUGUCCAAGACAAAGAACCAGUGUUGGAACGUGUCACUCAGGGUUUCUGACAAUGAGACAACCACAGCCAAAACAACCAAAAUGAAGUUGAAUGAAUACAACAGAAAAUGAGUCAGUUCGAUUUUGUCUCUUUUUUUGUGAGUCUGUAAGUAAAAAGUAAGAGUCUACAGUACAAAAAAAACGGCAAGCGCAGUUUAGGGGACACCUCCAGAAAGAAGAUGUACUGCUACCGGACAUCUUAUCGCAACAAGGCAAGCAAGUCUCAUUUGUUUAGAUCAAGGGUGUCCAAACUUUUCUCACCAAAGGCCACACACAGAAAAAUUCUAAGAUGUUCUGAUCCAGUCAUGGUAUAAUCACUGUAUGCAGUUGUUAACGUAUCACUUGAGUCACUGAUCAAGUUGUCGUGCUCUGCAAGUGUUUGCUUGUUUUAAUUUGAUUGACUGAAUUGCCUCAUGGAUACAGUCAUACUUUGUUUAUGCAAAACUUUUAUUUAGCCACUUAAGUGUCAAUAUUUAUUUUGCAAACUUUGUAAUCGUUUUAGUUUGGUUUAGCAGCAUUGUGGCCGUGUCCAGUCAAAAGCUAAUAGAGCUAAUUGCUCAUUUAUAAUUGUUUCAACUUCGUCAUCGUGACAGUUUACAGUUGUAAAAUACGGCUGUAAUAUGAUGUCACGAUUUAAAGUUUUCCCAUUUCUUUUACAAGGCAAGCCAACCUGGGAACAUCCAUCCAUCCAUUUUCUACCGCUUGUCCCAUUUUGGGGUCGCGAGGACAUGAUUACAAAAUAACUGGUUAUGUUGGCCACUGACACCCAGUAAUAAAAAUAUGGGACAAAGCGCGUGGCUUGACAGCUCAAUACGGAACACGUAAUUUUGUUUCUAAGUACAGGACGAUUCCGUUUUUCGAGGGACUGAGCGUCUGUUAGCUAAAUGUUAACGUUUUCCUCCAAUUUUCAAUCCACAUUUACAAAAAAGUGAGUGUUGUAAUUAUCAGAUUAGCUUUAGCUCCAAAACCCUCCCUGUCUUGCUUUGUUUGCCAUUGUUUGCUCAUGACAAAGGAAGCUGACAAGAUACUAUUCAUAGAAGCUUAACCACGUUUAAGCCCUAAUUAUGCCUUAAACACAUAUUAAAAACAUUUAAAAUAAUAAAAUGUAUUUGUAUUCGCCACUAAUAAAUGAUAAGAUGGAUGUAUUCAAAGUCAGUAUUUAGCUAGCUUUUAACCUGGUUGUCAGGCUAACGCUAAAAACCGUGCUGAAAAGAUGCCAGCAAAGGUACGCAAUCAAUUGUUGUCCUUUUACCUGCUAGAGAAGCAACUAACAAUUUGCAGUCUUAUUGUUAUGAUAGAAUAUAAAUUCAAAGAUAGUUAAAAUUAGCUAGCCAAAUCGCUAUCAUUAGCUAACAACAAACAAAGCUAAUAUGUGUGCAUGGGGCAACGUUUUGUUUUAGAAAUUUACCCUCCGAAGUAGUUGCUUAAGGUUGUAAACAGCCCCUUAAAGGCUUAUUUUUGUAGAAAACAAAUCAACACAAAUCCACAGAUUUCCAGGGAUUCAAAUGCUGAACAAUGAAUAUGAAAAUAUAUCUGUCAAUUAAACUGUCCAUAUAAACCUCACCUUAUGCUCUCGUCAUGGUUUUUAAAUCAUUUAUGGAUUCUAUCUUACCAACUAAUUAGUUGAACACAAUAGAAUACAAUUUUUGUGUAAAAAACGACUAUACUAAUCUUAUAAGUGAACAAUCCAACAAGUUAACAACAUCAAAAAAAUAAUGCAAUAAAUCCCUAAUAUUACUUACAAUUCUUUGCAAAAAAAAUAAGUAAACAGAAGCAAAAAUAAUUAUUGCCUCUCAUUUAAAUAUCUACAAAAUUUACCCGUAAAAUAUAUGUUGUGUCGACAACUCAUUCCCUGAAUUUCAACACGACAAAAAACUCAUAUUGGUAAAAAUAAACACGGAUCAUAGAUCGAUCUGGCCGUCCCUAAAGGAAACAUGACUUUCAUAAUUUUUUUAUUUUAUUUUUGUAAAUACUCUUUAUAUACAAUGUUCCGUGAUUCUAUGAUUUAAUUUAAAAACAUCAGAUUUUUCCCAAAACCUCAUCCAAACAUCACCAGCAUGAGCAUGAUUUUUUUUAUGAAUAGGGUUACAGAAUGUAGUUUGUCUCUCCAGGUCUUCAACUUCAUACAGGACUGAACCAAAAGGAAAUGUCACCAUGUCAACCCACCCACACGGACAAAUAUAUUUACGCGGACAAAUAUAUUUACAAAAAUAAGCUUUGUACAGAUUUUUUUCUAUUACACACAAUAAAGAGGUCUACUGCCAAAUUGCGCUGCAAAUUAUUUCAUGCAAUUCUAUUCAUUUCAAAUGUCCCAACAUUUUACGGAGAGGUCUCAUACUUACAAAGAAUGUGCAUUCACUGUGAUACAGUUUGGAAAAUAAAGAUCCACAAAUCUUAGCUUUAAGUUAGAGCUGCCAAAGCAAAUUGGUGUAAUAUCUAAUAAUUGGUGAUGUUCCGAUCAGGGAUUUAUUCUGCUGAUUUAGGUAUAAUCAUCCAUAAGUAAGAUUGGUCGAUACCAAUACCGAUCACAUAUAUUAACAGUAAAUUUUUGUAAUGUAUUAAUGGUUUGUAGUAUUGACAGUUAAUAUUUAAAGUGCUUUCUGUUUUUUUAUUACAUGCCGUUGUUUGAGCAAACAAAGUAAAUAUUACACGAUAACAAAACCUACUAUAUAAUACUGUUUUAUAUAAUUUCUGCCCUCAAAGUCUGUACCCAAGGAAUUAUUGUCUAAAUUUGUAAACAUGAACAAAAAACUAUAAUUAUUUUAAGAAAAAAAAAAAUCUAAUACAUCAAUAAAAAUAACGUUCAUGUAAGAGAUACAGUGGGGCAAAAAAGUAUUUAGUCAGCCACCGAUCGUGCAAGUUCUCCCACCUAAAAUGAUGACAGAGGUCUGUAAUUUUCAUCAUAGGUACACUUCAACUGUGAGAGACAGGAUGUGAGAAAAAAAAAUCCAGUAAUUCACAUUGUAGGAACUUUAAAGAAUUUAUUUGUAAAUUAUGGUGGAAAAUAAGUAUUUUGUCACUUCAAACAAGGAAGAUCUCUGGCUCUCACAGACCUGUAACUUCUUCUUUAAGAAGCUUUUCUGUCCUCCACUCGUUACCUGUAUUAAUGGAACCUGUUUGAACUUGUUAUCUGUAUAAAAGACACCUGUCCACAGCCUCAAACAGUCAGACUCCAAACUCCACUAUGGCCAAGACCAAAGAGCUGUCAAAGGACACCAAGAAAAGAAUUGUAGACCUGCACCAGGCUGGGAAGAGUGAAUCUACAAUAGGCAAGCAGCUUGGUGUGAAAAAAUCCACUGUGGGAGCAAUUAUCAGAAAAUGGAAGACAUACAAGACCACUGAUAAUCUCCCUCGAUCUGGGGCUCCACGCAAGAUCUCAUCCCGUGGGGGCAAAAUGAUCAUGAGAACGGUGAGCAAAAAUCCCAGAACCACACGGGGGACCUGGUGAAUGACCUGCAGUGAGCUGGGACCAAAGUAACAAAGGUUACCAUCAGUAGCACACUACGCCGACAGGGAAUCAAAUCCUGCAGUACCAGGCGUGUCCCCCUGCUUAAGCCAGUGCAUGUCCAGGCCCGUCUGAAGUUUGCCAGAGAGCCAUGGGAGAAUGUCAUGUGGUCAGAAACCAAAAUAUAACUUUUUGGUAUAAACUUAACUUGUCGUGUUUGGAGGAAGAAGAAUACUGAGUUGCAUCCCAAGAACACCAUACUUACUGUGAAGCAUGGGGGUGGAAACAUCAUGCUUUGGGGCUGUUUUUCUGCUAAGGGGACAGGACGAUUGAACCGUGUUAAGGAAAGACUGUAUAGGGCCAUGUAUCGUGAGAUUUUGAGCCAAAACCUCCUCCCAUCAGUGAGAGCUUUGAAUGCUUGACCAAAUACUUAUUUUCCACCAUAAUUUACAAAUACAUUCUUUAAAAUUCCUACAAUGUGAAUUCCUGGAUUUUUUCCCCCACAUUCUGUCUCUCACAGUUGAAGUGUACCUAUGAUGAAAAUUCCAGACCUCUGUCAUCAUUUUAAGUGGGAGAUCUUGCACAAUCGGUGGCUGACUAGAUACUUUUUUGCUCCACUGUAUAGUGCUGCCAACUAUGGCCAAAGUGAUAAUUAAGAUCAUUUUUAUAAACAUUUAAAUCGCGAUUACUGAUUGUUAGGUAAAGCAAUGUUGGGGUGUGAACUUAAUACCAUCAUGUAAUUUAUAAUGUCCAAUAAAAAGGUUUUAGAUAAAAUGUAUCCAUAUAUGUUAAGACAAACAUUUGUUUUUGUUUUUCAUUAGUAAUAUCAACGUGUCAUCAUUUUGUCAUUACAUGAUGUCUUUAUCUCUGUUUUUACAUUUUUAUAGAGUGAGGUAUUUUAUUCAUUUAAGUUAUGUACAUUUAAAUGUACAUGGAGAUGCUGUAUCGUGAGAGAUUCAUUAAGAGUUUUGAACAUAAAUAUGUUGUAUAGGAAUUAACUGUACACAAUAAAACAUUAACAAAA